CGUUUAAAUCUUGCUGUUAAGGCCUUUAAAAGUAGAAAGUUUGCUACAAAGGCUGCCUGCGCUGCCGUGUUUAAUAUUAAAAUAAGUACUUUUAAAGAUUAUUUAAAUGGCAUUAAAUUAUAUACUAAAAAAGAUACUAAUUAUAGAAAGCUAUCUACAAUUAAAGAAAAUACAUUAAAGCAGUGGCUUUUUAAUAUAGCCUACCAAGGGCUGCCU
This is a messenger RNA of Aspergillus japonicus CBS 114.51, 216 nucleotides long. RefSeq lists its product as uncharacterized. The transcript has a single exon. The record is from RefSeq and is a predicted model, not a curated record. NCBI's taxonomy places the organism in Eukaryota, Fungi, Ascomycota, Eurotiomycetes, Eurotiales, Aspergillaceae. The annotation marks the transcript as partial.